This is a messenger RNA of Ylistrum balloti, 1928 nucleotides long. RefSeq names its product heat shock protein 67B1-like. Bases 185 to 1303 code for a protein of 372 amino acids. Gene Ontology annotation, molecular function: protein folding chaperone. Lineage: Eukaryota; Metazoa; Mollusca; Bivalvia; Pectinida; Pectinidae. Gene Ontology annotation, biological process: protein refolding; response to heat. The record is from RefSeq and is a predicted model, not a curated record. The transcript is spliced from 2 exons.
CUGUGUACAUGAAUACCUAUCGGAUGAUAUAACGCUCUUGGGGUUUCCAGAAUAUUCUGCAAUUCAAGGAAGGUGCAUAUAUAUUAGUGUACUGAGUGGGAUUGUAUCGGACAGAGCCUCCAGACCAUCACACGCGCAGAAGGCAACCGUAUAAUAUUUGCUGGGUAACUUAAGACGUCGGGGUAUGGCUCACAGAAUUCCUAUACACCAAGACAAUCUCAGUUUCGAGGAAAGACAGAGCAAGAUAUGGGAGGAUAUGGAGAAAGACAUGGAACGUCGCCGAAAGGAAUGGGAGAGCGAAAUAGACAGCAUGCGAACGGAUUUCUUCCAUAUGAAGCCAGACGAUAAUAAACUGGAGUCGAUGACCGAUCGCCUUGGGAUAGCAGACAGCCGGACUUCGUCGGACGCGCGGACAACCAUAGACAAGGAUCAGAACGGCCAACCAGUGUAUCGUGCUGUGUUUAACGUGAAGGAUUACAAACCUGACGAAGUCAAUGUGAAAAUGGACGCCGAUAAAUUAAUUGUGAACGCCAAACACGAGGAAAAGAAUGAAGGAAAAUCAGUAUGUCGCGAGUUCAGCCGAGAAGUGAAUAUUCCUCGGGAAGUAGAUCCUAUGUCCCUUGGUUGUACCAUAUCGUCCGACGGUAUCUUGACGGUGGAAGCUCCCCUUCCGACCCCUCAAUAUGCUCCCAUAACUGACAACCGAGGCUCUGCUCAGAGGAUCAUUCCUACAGCAACACCUUCCGUUGCGGCUGCUGCGCCUGCUCCGCCACCAGCGCCCUCUAGUGGCACAAAUCCAACAACACAUACAUCUACCUUCAAGACAUUCAUGUCCCCAAAAGGAGCUGUACAGUCAUUCAACACAGGCACGCCACCGAUGGGAACAGUAAAUCCCGCUCAUUCAAUGCCAUUUUCCCCACAAACAUUCUCAACGAGUAACGUGUCGUCAUCCUCCUCCAAAUUUGAUACGCGAAGCAGCUCCGGUUCCCCCGCCAAUACGGACGGGGAACGCAAAUACAGAGUAGAAAUUGAUAUUGAAGAUUUUAGCCCUGAAGAAUUAACAAUUAAAACAGUUGACCAGAAAUUGAUCAUCAGCGCCCGACGGGAAGAAAGAAUCGGGUCAAGGACAUCUACAAAAGAACUAAAUCGAGAAAUCAGUCUACCUGACACAGUCGAACCAACAGCUGUGAAGGCUUUCUUCUCAGACAGUGGCAAACUGCUCAUUGAAGCGCCUUAUCUAAAACCCUUGGUAGUGGGACAUUACUCUCAAGGACGUGAGGGAUCCCCAAUGACGGGGCGAUAAGUGACUCUGCGCUGUAGCACAUGUUAUGGGACCGUGGAGUCUCGCCUUGGAUAAGACACUAGUUUAAACUGUGGAGUAUAAGCUGUUGUUUACACUCUGACAUAUACGUUUAAGGUUACAGCAAAAUUGGAAACAACGCACUGCGCUAAAUUUGUUUUAUCGUUGCGCUCCGUCAUUGUCCUUUAAGCUGAUAGUUACAUUUUGUGUUUAUAGACAUUUAUUAGGUUAAAUACGUGCAGCUUUAUUUAUUUUACGAUAAAAACUGUAUUGGCAAGUGUAAUAAUGUUCAGUAGAUGAUGUCACCGAGCUAUUUGGCAGGAUCACGUGACAUUUUAAUGGCGGAUAACAACAGAACAUCCCAUGUCAAUAACUAAAUACUCUAAUGUAAAGGUCACAGCGGAACUUCGUCACUGUUCAGAGUUCGAACGAGACGCCAAUGCAUUGUUGGCGUCUGAACUCCUUAGACGUAAUUUUUUAAUGAUCCUCAAACCUGAGAUUAUUUCAUAUCUAACGUAUAAACGUAGGAACUUUAAAAACAUGUAUUAAAAUGUUGAUUAUCAUACAAUGUAUGGGUUUCUUGCCUUAUGAAAGAAUAUUCAUUUAUGUAAUUAAAUUAUAAAUUAAU